AUGGAACUAGGGAAUGACACACGAAUUUCAGAAUUUCAUCUUCUGGGACUUUCGGAGGAUCCAGAAUUGCAGCCCCUCCUAUUUGGGCUUUUCCUCUCCAUGUACCUGAUCACCAUGUGUGGAAACCUGCUCAUCAUCCUGGCCACCAUCUCAGACUCCCACCUGCACACCCCCAUGUACUUCUUCCUCUCCAACCUGUCCUUUACUGACAUCUGUCUCACCUCCACCAUCGUCCCAAAGAUGCUGGUGAACAUCCAGACACAGAGCAAGGUCAUCACCUAUGCAGGCUGCAUCACCCAGAUGUUCUUUUUUACAUGCUUUGCAGGUCUGGAUGUCUUUCUGCUGACUGUGAUGGCCUAUGACCGGUAUGUGGCCAUCUGUCACCCUCUGCACUACACAGUCAUCAUGAACCCCCUGCUCUGUGUGUUGCUGGUCUUUACAACCUGGAUCAUGAGUGUUCUGCAUUCCUUAUUACAUAGCUUAUUGGUGUCAGAGCUGUCCUUCUGCACAGAUUUGAAAAUCCCCCAUUUUUUCUGUGAAUUUAAUCAGGUGGUCCACCUUGCCUGCUCUGACACCUUUUUAAAUAAAACGGUCAUGUAUUUUGCAUCCUGUCUGGUGGGUGGUGGAACCCUUUCUGGGAUCCUUUACUCUUAUUCUAAGAUAUUUUCCUCUAUACAUAGAAUCUCAUCUGCUCAAGGAAAGUAUAAAGCCUUUUCCACCUGUGCCUCUCACCUCUCAGUUGUGUUCUUAUUUUAUUGUACAAGUAUGGGUGUGUACCUCAGUGCUGGGGCGACCCACAGCUCACAUGCAAGUGCAACAGCCUCAGUGAUGUACACUGUGGUCACCCCCAUGCUGAACCCCUUCAUCUACAGUCUGAGGAAUAAAGACAUAAAGAGGGCCCUGAGACAGUUAAUCACAGGAAAGCAAUAA
Molecule: messenger RNA, 930 nt
Organism: Tupaia belangeri chinensis (Chinese tree shrew)
Lineage: Eukaryota; Metazoa; Chordata; Mammalia; Scandentia; Tupaiidae
Product: olfactory receptor 7A17-like
Exons: 1
Coding region: 1-930 (309 amino acids)
Biological process (GO): G protein-coupled receptor signaling pathway
Cellular component (GO): membrane
Molecular function (GO): G protein-coupled receptor activity; olfactory receptor activity
Source: RefSeq, a predicted model, not a curated record